This is a messenger RNA of Conger conger (European conger), 7468 nucleotides long. It is a transcript of the gene tiam2a, whose product is annotated as TIAM Rac1 associated GEF 2a. Gene Ontology annotation, molecular function: protein binding; guanyl-nucleotide exchange factor activity. NCBI's taxonomy places the organism in Eukaryota, Metazoa, Chordata, Actinopteri, Anguilliformes, Congridae. Gene Ontology annotation, biological process: activation of GTPase activity; small GTPase-mediated signal transduction; positive regulation of axonogenesis. Gene Ontology annotation, cellular component: membrane; synapse. The record is from RefSeq and is a predicted model, not a curated record. The coding region runs from base 286 to 5385 and encodes 1699 amino acids. The transcript has 27 exons.
UUCUUUCAUGACGGCAAACGCGGGGGGAACUGAAAGUUUGCAUUUUGGAUCAGAACAAAUAUGUAACGUAGCCUGCAUUAACCUAAGUUUCAAAUGAUAAAAGAAACACCUUUCGAGAUUUGCUGAAACCAACAAGCCGUCAUACGAUUACUUCACCAAAUUACUUUAAAAGUUUGAAUUGGGAACUCGGCAUCUGAUGACUUGGGGAGAGCUGGAUCACUGCUUGAAGGUGGAGUUCACGGGAGCAUGGGGUUUCUCUGAACACAGACGCCUGAACUGAUCAGAAUGGGUAACUCAGAGAGCCAGUACAGUAUUCAGGGAUCAAGGCGCGCUAGCCUUGUCCUUCCCAGGAAACCAAAAACGUGUUCCCUGAAGUUCCGCCCCGCCAAAGAGGACGUACUGUCCCUGCAGGGCUGGUGGAGGGGCGGAGCUGGGGGACCAGCCACCCACCUGCGAGGAGGAGGGAGGGGCUGCCAGUCCUCCUCUACCCAUCCCUGCGACUACAUCAGCGAGGGAAAUGAGACCAGCCCCAACGACAGGCUGCCCCCCGAGACACCUGAGCAAGAGGGCGAAGGCAACGGCCUGCUCCUGCCACCGGAGAACGGCUACCGUUACCAUCACGCCAGCGAGCCGGUCAGCGGGUUUACCGGCCGCGUCGUGAACAGGCGGUGGUCGUCUGGGGCGGGCUACCAUUACCAUGACGGCAGCGAGCCGGCCGACGGAUUGUCCGACCGUGCCCCGAACAGGCAGCGGUCAUCUGGGCUGAAGCUGCCGGGGGAGGGUAAGGGCAGCCCCAAGGUGGUGAUCAGGAAGGACGGAAGCCUCCGGGUGGAGUUCACCAACAUGGACAACGGCGGGGAGGCGGCGGGCGAUUCCGAAGGUCCGGUGCAGCUGCUCCGGUUCUCCCCCGCUGUCGGGCAGCCGGACGACAACCAGUGGCUCCAGACCCCCCGCGGCGCGUCGUCCCCCUCCGACCCCACCCCCCGGACGAGCUCGGCCAGCUCGGACUGCUCCUGGUACGACUGGUCCUACGGGAACGAUGCCGACCCUGCCCUUUCCCCCGGCUCUCCUCCGGCACGUGGGGCCUGCGACCACAAACCGCUCUCCCAGUGCCCGUGUGUCGUCUCCCUCUCGGACCUGUACCGCGACACGGCCUUGGCUGCCACCUUCCCGGCCACUAAGGACCUCUCCGCCCGGUGCCUGGACCCCCGCCGCACCCCCCACCGCGCCUCCUUUGUGUCCGCGCUGGAUGUCACCGCCGAGGAGGAGUGCUCGGGGCCCAGGCAGUACGCCUCCUACACGCUGCCCUGCCGGAAGGCCCGGCCAAGCGUCGAUGCCGGUGUCAAGAAGGAGGACGGCCUGAGGGGACGCAUGCGCCGCUUCAGUGACUGGACGGGAAGCUUGAGCAACAGGAAGAGGAAACAGCAGGAGUGUAGGAGAAAGGAGACCAGCGAGUGCUUCGACAGCGGGGUAGACGGCCUGACGGCUGACACCAGCUCCCCCUCCCAGGCCUCCAGCCUUCUGUGGUGCCCGGGGGCCGCCCAGCAACCCCCGGCCUUCGGCGAAUCGGCCAACGGCCCUCACUGCAACGACGUGCUGCGGCAGAACAUCUACCAGAACUUCAUGCGCGAGCUGAAAACAGGCCGUGGCGGCACCGCCGAGCCACACGAAGCCUCCACCGGCACCGAGGACACAAGCAGCGACUCGCUGGGGUCCCUGGAGCGGCUGGACCAGCGCUUCGAGAAGGAGCAGGGCGUGGUGCGGAAGGCCGGCUGGUUGUCCUUCAAGCCCCUCCUCACCCUGCACAAGGACAGGAAGCUGGAGCUGGUCCCUCGGCGCAAGUGGAAGCAAUACUGGGUAACGCUGAAAGGCUGCACGCUCCUGUUCUACGAGACGUAUGGGAAGAGCUCAGCGGAGCAGGACGUGUCCCCGCGCUACGCCCUGCUGGCCGAGGACAGUGUGGUGCAGUCCGUCCCCGAGCACCCCAAGAAAGAGAACGUCUUCUGCCUCAGCAACUCUUACGGGGACGUUUAUCUGUUCCAGGCAGCCAAUCAGACGGAUCUGGAGAACUGGGUGACGGCAAUCCACUCGGCCAGCGCCUCCAUGCUGGCGAAGCGGCAGGGCAAGGAGGACACGGUGCGGUUGCUAGGCAGCCAGACACGUAGCCUGCUGCAGAAGAUCGACAUGGACGGCAAGAUGAAGAAAAUGGCCGAGCUGCAGCUAUCCAUUGUCAGCGACCCCAAGAACAGGAAGGCCAUCGAGAGCCAGAUCCAGCAGUGGGAGCAGAACCUGGAGAAGUUUAACAUGGACCUGUUUCGCUUGCGCUGCUACCUGGCUAGCCUGCAGGGCUGUGAGCAGCCCAAUCCCAAGAGCCUUCUGGCCACCGCCAGCCGGCCCUCCAAGGUCACCCUCGCCCGCCUGGGAGUCUUCUCUGUCUCCUCCUUCCAUGCCCUGAUCUGUUCCCGAAACGAGGCCAGGCUGAAGAAGCAGUCUCUCUCCUCGCUCCCCCAGCAACACUCCGCCAAAAGGCGGCUCUUCUCUUCGCUCAAAGGCCUCGACAGCCUCGCCAGAAAGGGCCAGGAGUCCAGGCCUUCUUUCUCACAGGUCUUUGAUGGAGGUUGUGAGGGACAGCUAAGCCCACUUCCUCCUUGCAGCUCUGAGCGGCUGGAUGGUUUGGCUAAUCUUUACGCUGCAGCUUUGUGUAAAGGAAGCCACUGGGACAGGUGCCCAGAGACUUCAUGCUGCGUUUAUCUGCCGGACCACAAAGCCGUCACUGUGCCCGUAACGAGCGACUUAAUGGUAGUGGACCUGCUGACCUUGGUGUGUAAGAUGAGGCAGCUCGACCCCCGCCUACACGCCCUGCGACUGCGCAGUUGCGUGGGACAGAACGUGGAGGUCGUCACACCCUCCCCCAAUGAGCUCAUUCAGGACCUGACGUAUGACAGUUUGGAGCUCUUCCCCCUUGAGGUGUACACCCUGCAGCUUUCACGCCCCAAUGACACCUCAGACUUUGGGUUUGCUGUGACGGGGCAUGUAGACGGCUGUGGGCACAGCCACAUCUUCGUGAGCGAGAUUCUUCCAGAUGGACUGGCUUUCAGUGAAGGACUGAGGUCACGGGAUGAGAUCCUGGUGGUGAAUGGGAGGACCGUGUCCGUCCUCGACCUGGGACAGAUCCAGCCGCUUUUCAGCGAGCAGACCCUGGAUCUGACACUCAAACGGGACACUUACUUUGCCUCGCCCAACUCUGAACUCCAGGACCCCAGCUCCCCCGUCCCAUUCUCCAGCCAGGCCCAGCUUCCGGAGGACCUCACGGACUGUCACAGUGGGACCCAUGGAGAUGUGUUGAGAGCAGCAGACACCCACAGUGGUUGUGUAGGAUCCGGUCUGGAGAAUGGUCCACUGCAGCCUUACAGUACCCGUCAGAGCGAACAUAACUACAACGGAAAGAGCAUGGAGACGGCACGUACAGUGUACCACGCCUUCCAGGAGGGCUCCGGGGGCCUGACAGAGGGCCUAAAAGAUCCUGCCGGGCCAGAACCCGGCCCGCUGCGCCCCUGCCCCCGACACCUGUCCGCCACCGAGCGCCUGCGCAAAGUCGUCCAGGAGCUGCUGGACACAGAGAAGUCCUACGUGAAGGACCUGAGCUGCCUGUUUGAGACGUACCUGAAGCCCCUGGAGAACGAAACCUUCCUCACGAAGGAUGAGAUGGAGAGUCUGUUCGGAAGCCUGCCGGAAAUGCUGUUCUUCCAGAGGGUGUUCCUGCAGACCCUGGAGGAGAGAAUCACCUCGCCUCCGGACCUCAGCACCCUGGAGAGCCCUGUGCAUUUCAAGAAACUUCUCUUCUCCUUGGGCGGCUCCUUCCUGUACUACGCCGACCACUUCAAGCUCUACAGUGGUUUCUGCGCCAACCACAUUAAGGUCCAGAAAGUUCUGGAGAGAGCCAAGACCGAUCAGGCUUUCAAGGAGUUCCUGGAUGCCAAGAAUCCAACAAAGCAGCACUCGUCCACCCUGGAAUCUUACCUGAUUAAGCCGGUACAGAGAGUGCUGAAGUACCCGCUGCUCUUGAGAGAGCUGGUGUCUCUGACUGAUAUGGACAGUGAAGAGCACUACCACCUCACAGAGGCUCUGAAGGCCAUGGAGAAGGUGGCCAGCGACAUCAACGAGAUGCAGAAGAUCUACGAGGACUACGGCACGGUUUUCGACCAGCUGGUGGCGGAACAGACCGGGGCAGAGAAGGAGGUGGCAGAAAUCUCCAUGGGGGAGUUCCUCAUGCAGUCCUGUGUCGCGUGGUUGAACCCCUUCCCCUCCCUCGGUCGUAUGAGGAAGGACCCAGAGCUGACCGUGUUCGUCUUCAAGAGAGCUGUGAUACUCGUGUGUCGAGAGAGCAACAAACUGAAGAAAAAGAUGACCUCCACACGCUCCGCACACACCCACGGGGACUUGGACCCCAUUAAAUUCCGGUGGAUGAUCCCCCUGUCGGCACUGCAGGUCCGACUGGGCAACACAGCAGGGAGAGAACCAAACUGCAUCUGGGAGCUGAUCCACACUAAAUCGGAGCUGGAGGGACGACCGGAGACCGUAUUCCAGCUCUGCAGCAGUGUCCCGGAGUGCAAGGCCGGCACGGUGAAGGUGAUCCGGUCCAUCGUGCGGGAGAACACGCGGCGGAACUCGCGCUGGGAGGGCGAGAGGGUCUGCAAGGAGCGGCUCACCCCCCUGAGGAGUGGCAUGCCCACGUCCGCCAGGAUAGGUUCCUCCAGAGCCUCCUGGCGGUGCAGCCAGCCGACCAUCGAUAUCACCACCCCGCCAGUAGCCCCGCUCAGGGGGCCCCCAGACUCCCACGAGGGCGGACAGGGCGACCCCAACCCGGGCGGGAGACCCAGGGGCAACGACCCCGAGCCCGGCAACGACCCCGAGCCCGGCAACGACCCUGAGCCCGGCAACGACCCCGAGCCCGGCAACGACCCCGAGCCCCGCGACGACGGCGAAUUAGAGUCCCCGACCGCCGCCGUGGAGACGGACUUUCAGAGGCUGAGUUUGGCGGAGGAGGCCGGGCUGAGGGCGCCGCACGUGUUGCCCGAGACCACCGAGCUGGACCCGGACACCCCCGAGAGGGAGCCCAGACUGGUGCGCGGGCACUUCUGCCCCGUGAAGAGGAGGGGCAGCGGCGUGCGGCGCAGCCAGGGGGCGCUGCUGAGCAUGAGGGAGCACUCGCGCUCGCUGGACAGCCAAGCGGACGCCUCCGUGUCCACCGCCGCCGUCGUGGACCUCAACGCCCUGCUGGAGCGCGAGUUCAGCGUGCAGAGCCUGGCCUCGGCCGUCAACGAGGACUGCUUCUACGAGAUGGCGGACGGGCUGGGGUCCAACGCCGCCAUCCCCACCCUGUAGGGUCUACAGGGGUCCGCCCCUGAGAAAGCUCCACCCGUCUGUCGCUUACCCUUCCGGGCUGUGGGAAAACCAGCGCUGCUCCUCUGUGUCCACCGACCGUGCAAGCCAGGUGUGUCCGAUCUCAUCCCAAAAGACUCAGUGUCACUGCAGGUUUUUGCUCAAGACACCUGGUACUUGUUAUGGACCUGAUUGAAGACUAUGAUGAGUUGGGACUCGUUCCAACUACUUAUUCUUCCACCUGUUUUUUUAUUUUCCUUGCUCCUUUUCCUGCUCUUAUCUCCUCCACCCAUCGGUAGUGGCAAGAAAAAUCUAGAAAUCGUGAAUGUCCUUGCUCCUUCAAAAGUCAUGGGGAGAGGUGAUCAUUUCUACGUCACACUUUCCCAAAGAAUACUUCUCUAAAGGAUGCGCUUAUGUUUCCUUGCUCAAAGGAAAUUCAGGAGUUCUCCAACAUUUAUUUGGUUGGAAUGUCCUUAAAGAUUGCAGACCUAGAUCAGUUUCCGGGUCAGGAGCAAGGAAAAGAAAAAUAAGUGAAAAAUUAGCAAAAAUUGGAAUGAGCUUGUAGUAGAAGCAGUUGUAGUGAAAACGAAGUGAAAACAACAACCUGCACCCACACAGGCCCUUUUUGGAUAAGAUUAAAUACCCCCGGUGUGAGCAAUCUGCACAUUAGCAGAUCUGUGUAACACGGUGGUCCUGUGAGUGUGUGUCUGUUGGAAUUGGAGUGGCCAUGAAUCUGCCUUGCUGUAUCUUGUGCACUACGUACACGAUUCGCCUGCAUUUUUCUUUUUCUUUUUCUUUUUAAACGUUUUUUUUUUUUACUUGGAACAGCCAAGUUUUUUUUAUUAUUGUUCUAAAUUAUUUUUUAUUUAUUGAUAGGUUUCUAUUUUUUUAAAUUUAAAACAGUAGGAGGAAAGCAGCUGUUGAAUUACGACUUGAAAUCCUUAGUCACCCCUCUACACUGACUGGAGAUUGAAUCUGGGAAAGAAUGCUUACUGGAAAAUUGUUUUGUUAAACUAAACAAAAUGAAUGAAAUUGAAAUUGAAUAUAAGGAAAACCUUUUUCUUCUGAUCUUCACCAGUAUGUAGCUUUGUUUAGGCAUCGCUUAAUUACCCUCAUUUAAGGUACCAAGUUACUGUGGAAAUAGGUUAUUGAAGCAGCAAUUCCUCAAGUAUUUUUUUCUUGUGCAUGCUGUAUGCAGUUGGCUACAAGAAAUAAGUCUUAUCUUCAAAACCAAUCCAGUCCCUUACAUAAAUGUUUCAUGUCAUACUGUGUUCAAUGAGUCAUGCUUUCAUAAUCACAGAUUAAUGCUGAAGACAAGCAAAUUCCCCAUUGCUCUUUCACAGAAAGGUUUAAAUCCUAAAUAUACCUUACUUUUAACAAGUGCUCCACAAUACAAUGUGUUUUGACACAAUUUUGUGCAGACCAAAAUAUCAAUAUGUAUUCAUACUUGUUAAUGGAAUGAUCUGCCCAAACUGUUUGUGGAAUAAUACAUUCUAUUGAUGUAAAUGUUAAAUGAACCUGCAGACAUCUGUGUAAAUUGUGAAGAGAUUAAUUUAAUCAUUCUAAAUUAAUGAGAAUCUAAAAACAUUGACAUGAAUUUAACUGUUGGCUUAACAGCAUUAGAAAUAUGCCAUAAUAUUGUAUCAUUUUAUAAUUUAGCGAUUUCAUCGCUAAUAAAACGCUAGCAUUUUUGUUUCACCAUCUAGAAUUUUCCUUGAAAUUUGUGAAAAUAACUUCUUGCCCUUCGUAAUUCACAAUUGAGUUUAUACAACAAGAAAAAAAAUUCUGUACUGUAUUUUCCCAGAAUGAAUCAUGCUACUUGAAUGUCUUACGUUCUUACGUGUAUGUGACACUGAACAGCAAAAUGUAAUGUGCAAUAAAUUACUGUUGUAUUAGUUGGUGGAUGUUUCUGAACUUCACCACACAUUAUUAUAACUGCAUUGUACAGUGCACAGCCAAAUGGAGUCAAUUCCAGCUUGCUGUUCUGUGAUCCUGCUAAAAUUUGUUAUAAACACUCAUAAAAAAAAAUUCACAAUUUGAAUUUGCUUUUGAAAUACUGUUUUAAUAAUAAAAAUGUUGAUAUGGA